Molecule: messenger RNA, 1119 nt
Organism: Aspergillus chevalieri
Lineage: Eukaryota; Fungi; Ascomycota; Eurotiomycetes; Eurotiales; Aspergillaceae
Product: putative integral membrane protein
Exons: 5
Coding region: 1-1119 (372 amino acids)
Source: RefSeq, a predicted model, not a curated record
AUGGUAGAAUUCGCCGGCCGCAGUGAGUCCAUCUUCAUCGUCACCAUUAUCUUCCUCGUCAUUUCUCUGGUCGCCGUGUGUCUGCGAUGUUUUGUCCGGAUAAGGCUGGUACGAGCCUUUGGGUGGGAUGAUGGGUUGAUGGUUGCUGCGAUGGUCGUGAAUAUCUUGUUUGCAUUAUGUGGAAUUGUGGGACCGAUCUAUGGAAUUGGGCAGACCUUUGAACAAUUGGAUAUGGUGCACAACUUGAAGAAAGUCCAAAAGGCUAUGUUUUGGUGGUGGCUCGGUCAAAUGUCCUACGUCAUCGUCGUUGUCCUCGCGAAAGUGUCGAUUGCGCUUGCUCUCCUACGUCUCACUGUCGCAAGAGUACACGCCAUUAUUCUCUGGGUCAUUAUCGCCUUUUCCAUCGUCAUUGGACUCGUCUUCUGGUUCAUGUUGACCCUACAAUGCACGCCGGUUUCGUACUUCUGGGAGAGAACAGGGUCGGGAAGCUGUAUAAAAACCGACUACCUUAUCGACAUUGCCUACUUGUACAGCGUGGUGGCUACGGUUUGCGAUUUUACACUUGCUCUCUUGCCUAUUGUGUUGGUGUGGAAUCUGCAAAUGACUACCAAGACAAAGGCUGCUUUGGCGGGUAUCCUUAGUAUGGGUUGCGUGUCCAGCGCAGCAGUCAUCGUCCGCAUCCCAUAUCUCCACUACUACAAAGACCCUGACUUCCUCUACGCAACAACCGACAUCUCUAUCUGGUCCAACGUCGAAGCCGGCCUAGGCAUCACAGCCGGCUCCCUCGUCACCCUCCGCCCUCUCUUCCGCUGGUUCCGCGGCGACAGCUACGCCCGCACCUACGGCGCAAAGCCCACAACCGGCAGCAUCCCCCUCUCCAGCAUGAACGGCAACCUAACCAACAGAUCCCGCAAUGACCCCAACAACAAUCACUACUGGCGCUCGGACCUAGUGCCGGAUAACGCGCAGGCAAUGGCCAUCACGACUCAUGGGAGCAAGGGAAGUAGUCAGGAGUCGUUGAAUCCGACGCAGGGGCAAGGGCAUGGUCAUGAUCCGGGGUAUCAAGGGAGGGGGGUUAGUGUUCAAAAGUCUUUUUAUGUUUCGACUGAGGUUGUAUAG